Diaporthe amygdali is the source of this 1086-nucleotide messenger RNA. RefSeq lists its product as uncharacterized. Gene Ontology annotation, molecular function: oxidoreductase activity, acting on NAD(P)H. NCBI's taxonomy places the organism in Eukaryota, Fungi, Ascomycota, Sordariomycetes, Diaporthales, Diaporthaceae. The transcript has a single exon. The record is from RefSeq and is a predicted model, not a curated record. Bases 1 to 1086 code for a protein of 361 amino acids.
AUGAAAGCUCUUGUCUCAAACCGAGGCAUUUUUACCAGGCUCAUCAAUAUUAGUCGUAGCAAGGCCAUCGGCGGCCAAGGCGGCCAUGUUCAGGACGACGUGGCCGUUCCGAAGAUCUCUCCCAACGAGAUACUCAUAAAAGUCACGGCCGUCGCUCUCAAUCCGACAGAUUUCAAGCAUCUAGAUGCCAUCUCUCCCCCGCAUUCUAUCAUUGGAUGCGACUACGCGGGCGUGGUCGACCAAGUUGGCAACGCUGUCAAGGACAAAUGGAACAUCGGCGACCGCGUGGCCGGCGCUGUCCACGGUGGCCUAUUCCCUGACAAGGGUGCCUUCGCAGAGUACUUGAAGACCGAUGCAGAUUUGGCUUGGAAAGUCCCUGAUGGCGUUAGCGACACGGAUGCGGCCACGUACGGAAUCUCCGCCAUAACCGCUGUACUCGUCCUGAACGGUCGUCACGGGUUACCCUUGGUCAAUGCUACGUCUGCCACUCCCAAGAAUGAAGCUAUCUUCAUCUACGCAGGAGCUACCAGUGCUGGGCUGUAUCAUAUCGAGAUCGCAAAGGCCGCCGGUUACACCGUCGUAACAACCGCCUCGCCCCGUUCAUUCGACCUGGUCAAGAAGUACGGCGCGGAUUCCGUAUUUGACUACAAGUCACCCACAGUCGUAGCAGACAUAAUCAGGGCGUACCCCAGCCUCACAAAGGCGGUGGAUUGCUUCUCCGAGGGCAACUCGACGUCCAUCUGCGCUGCGGUGCUUAAACCUCAGGGCGGCAAGGUGGUCACCCUACUGCCCAAUGGCAAGUCGACCACCCCUGGUGUGUCCUAUGAUCUCGUCAUGUCAUACACCGCCUUCGGACACCCAUUUCAGUGGCUGGCACCUAUUGGGCCCAAGUUCGAGGGUAGACCGGAAGACCGUGCGGCCAUUGCUCGCUUCUAUGAAACUCUGCCACAACUCGUAAAUAUCUUGAGGCCCAUUCCGACCAUUACCCUGAAGGAUGGAUUUGACGGUAUUCUGGAGGGACUAGACAAGUUGCGGCGGGGCCAGGUAGCAGGUGGCAAACAAGUUGUCAAGUUGAAUACGACAUAG